Messenger RNA from Coniosporium apollinis CBS 100218, 1365 nucleotides. Its product is annotated as NADP-specific glutamate dehydrogenase. Lineage: Eukaryota; Fungi; Ascomycota; Dothideomycetes. Gene Ontology annotation, cellular component: cytosol. Gene Ontology annotation, molecular function: L-glutamate dehydrogenase (NADP+) activity. The transcript has 5 exons. The record is from RefSeq and is a predicted model, not a curated record. Bases 1 to 1365 code for a protein of 454 amino acids.
AUGUCGAACCUCCCAUCUGAGCCCGAAUUCGAGCAGGCCUACAAAGAGCUCGCCUCCACCCUCGAGAACUCCAGCCUCUUCCAGAAGAACCCCGAGUACAAGAAAGCCCUCGAAGUUGCCGCCAUUCCAGAGCGCGUGAUCCAGUUCCGCGUCACCUGGGAAGACGACAAGGGCCAGUGCCAGGUCAACCGCGGAUACCGAGUGCAGUACAACUCCGUACUAGGCCCCUACAAGGGCGGUCUCCGAUUCCAUCCUACUGUCAACCUUUCCAUUCUCAAGUUCUUGGGCUUUGAGCAGAUCUUCAAGAAUGCUCUUACCGGCCUAAACAUGGGUGGUGGUAAGGGUGGUGCGGACUUCGACCCCAAGGGCAAGUCCGACAACGAGAUCCGCAAGUUCUGCGUUGCUUUCAUGCGCGAGCUGAGCAAGCACAUCGGCGCCUUUACCGACGUGCCCGCCGGUGACAUUGGCGUCUCGCCGCGCGAGAUCGGCUGGAUGUUCGGCACCUACCGUAAUGAGAAGAACAAGUGGGAGGGCGUCUUGACCGGCAAGGGCGGCAGCUGGGGUGGCAGCUUGAUCAGGCCUGAGGCUACUGGCUAUGGUCUUGUCUACUACGUCCAGCACAUGAUCCAGUACGCAUCCGGCGGCAAGGAGUCCUUCGAGGGCAAGAAGGUCGCCAUCUCCGGCUCUGGAAAUGUCGCCCAGUACGCCGCUCUCAAGGUCAUGGAGCUCGGCGGUACCGUCGUGUCCCUCUCCGACAGCAAGGGCUGCCUCAUCGCGACAGACGAGAAGGGCUUCAAUGAAGACGUCGUCAACACCAUCGCACAGCUCAAGGUCGAGCGCAAGGCACUGACCGAACUGAACGAUGAGAAGUACAAAUAUAUUGAGGGCGCACGGCCGUGGACACAUGUCGGCAAGAUCGAUGUUGCUCUUCCGUCAGCGACCCAGAACGAGGUCUCUGAGGAUGAGGCCAAGGCUCUGAUCGACGCUGGCUGCAAGUUCAUUGCUGAGGGAAGCAACAUGGGCUGCACACAGGAGGCCAUCGACGUUUUCGAGGCGGCGAGGAAAGAGAAGAAGGGCGAGGCCAUAUGGUACGCUCCUGGCAAGGCAGCCAACGCCGGUGGUGUCGCCGUCUCCGGUCUCGAAAUGGCCCAGAACUCCGCACGCCUGUCCUGGACGAGCGAGGAGGUCGACGAGAAGCUCAAGGGCAUCAUGGAGGCCUGCUUCAAGAACUGUCUCGAGACUGCGAAGGAGUACAUCGAGCCUGCCGAGGGCGAGUUCCCGAGCUUGGUUGGUGGUGCGAACAUUGCAGGCUUCAGGAAGGUCGCGGCGGCCAUGAAGGACCAGGGCGACUGGUGGUCAUCGUAG